AUGGUACUUUUAUUGGAUUUACUACUGGCACUGUUCCAUCAUAUGGUAUGCCAGGCUCACAUAAUUAGAUGCAGCAUCCAUGAUCCUCACUCUCCACUUCACAGCUAUCAUCAGUCAGGAGACUUCAUUAUUGGUGGCAUAGUUUUUCAUGGUGGUUUUAUCUCUGGUCCAAGAGCCUUCAGUGAAAAAAUCCCUCCAGACAAGCAUGAAGAAUUUGCCAUAGUACCCAAGAAUUACCAGCAUCUCCUGGCCUUUGCAUUUGCCAUAAAAGAAAUCAACGGAAACUCUAAGUUAUUACCAAACCUCACCUUGGGUUUCCGUAUCUACGACAGCUAUGACAAUGCAAGAAGAACCUAUCAUGCAGCCAUGUUACUUCUAUCAUUAGUGGAGACAUUGGUCCCCAACUACAUGAGCAACAUCCAGAAUAAUCUCAUAGCUGUUAUUGGGGGAUUAGAUCCCGAAAUCUCUCUUCAUGUGGCAAAUAUCUUGGAUAUCUAUAUGAUUCCACAGCUCAUAUAUGGCACUGCUCCAGUCAUGAAUGAUAAGACCCCAGGACUUCACUUUUACCAGAUGGUUCCUCAGGAAGCCCUUGAGAUUGAGGGGAUUCUGUCCUUGCUCCUGCAUUUCAGAUGGACGUGGAUUGGACUUGUUUUUAUAGAUAGUGACAAUGGAGAAAGAUUUGUGCAAACUGUGUUUCCAAUGUUUACUCAGAGAGGUGUCUGUUUUGCCUUCAUAGAAAGAAUCCCCAAAUUUACUUAUAUCACUGAAAUUUAUGGCAUGCUAGAACAGGGGUCAAAAAUAUAUGAUAAACUGCUGGACAGCAAAGCGAAUGUAGUGGUGGUUCAUGCAGAAUCAUAUUCCUUUGCAGUUUUUAGAUGGCUUCCAUAUCUUGCAGACCUGCAGCACGAGCCAAACAAAAUUAAAGGCAAAGUAUGGAUAACAACAGCCCAGAUGGAGAUCAAUGCAUUUGUUCUGCAAAGGAAUUGGGAUACAGAACUAUUCCAAGGUGCUCUUUCCUUCAGGAUUCAGUCCAAUGACCUACCAGGAUUCAACUCAUUUGAGAAGAGCAGAAAUCCUUUCAGCACAAAAGGAGAUGGUUUUAUCAGGGACUUUUGGCAACAAGCAUUUGACUGUAUAUUCCCAGAUACAGCAGUCAAUGAUAUGGAAGUUGAUGUUUGCACUGGAAGGGAAAAGUUAGAGAGCCUCCCUGGAUCUUUCUUUGAAAUGAGCAUGACUGGCCAAAGCUACAGCAUCUACAAUGCUAUCUAUGCUGUGGCCCAUGCUCUACAUGCCAUGUCCUCAUCUAAAUACAAACAUAGGACAAUGAUGGAUACUCAAGGAAACAAUCUUAAGAAUGAGCAGUGGUGGAAGCUCCAUCAGUUUCUUAGAGGAGUGUCAUUUAACAACAAUGCUCAGAAUGAGGUUUCCUUCAAUGAGAAUGGAGAACAAGUAGCUGGAUUGGACGUUAUUAAUUGGAACAUUUUCUCCAAUGAAUCUUUUCUCCGUGUGAAAGUAGGAAGGAUGGACCAUCAGGCUUCACCAAACCAAGCACUCACCAUUGAUGAGGAUGCCAUCACAUGGCACAGCUGGUUUAACCAGACACGACCACUUUCUGUAUGUACUGAGAGUUGCCACAGUGGUUCCAGCAAGAAGGUGAAGGAGGGGAAACCAUACUGCUGCUAUGAUUGCCUCCCAUGUCCAGAAGGGAAGAUUUCAAACCAGGAGGAUAUGAAUGACUGUAAGAAAUGCUCCGACAAAGAUUAUCCAAACAAGAAUCAGGAUUUCUGCAUUCCAAGGACUGUAACCUUCUUGUCUUAUGAAGAACCUCUGGGUCUGAGUUUAGCCUUCUUUGCUCUUUCCUUUUUGCUGAUCACAACUCUGGUGAUGGGAAUGUUUAUGAAACACCACAACACUCCCAUAGUCAAAGCCAACAACCAGAACCUCACCUACACUCUCCUCAUCUCCCUCUUGCUUUGCUUCCUUUGUACAUUUCUAUUCAUUGGCCAACCUCAAAAGAGGACGUGUCUCCUCCGACAAACUGCCUUUACCAUCAUCUUCUCUGUGGCUGUCUCUUCUGUGUUGGCAAAAACCAUCAUGGUAGUUUUGGCUUUCAUGGCCACCAAGCCAGGAUCUAGGAUGAGGAUGUGGUUGGGGAAGGAACUAGCCAUCUCCAUUGUUCUUUCCUGCUCCUUUAUCCAAGCAACUAUCUGUAUUGUGUGGUUGGAAACAUCUCCCCCAUUUCCAGAUGUUGACAUGCACUCAGUGGCUGAAGAAAUUGUACUUGAAUGUAAUGAGGGCUCUGUGACAAUGUUUUACUGUGCCUUGGGCUACAUGGGUAUCCUGGCCAUUAUCAGUUUCACUGUGGCUUUCCUCUCCAGGAAGUUACCUGGCAGUUUCAAUGAGGCCAAGUCCAUCACUUUCAGCAUGUUGGUCUUUUGCAGUGUUUGGUUAUCUUUUGUUCCAUCAUAUUUAAGCACCAAAGGUAAAUACAUGGUGGCUGUGGAGAUCUUCUCCAUCUUAGCCUCUAGUGCUGGAUUGCUGGGUUGCAUCUUCUUCCCCAAAUGUUACAUUAUUGUGUUGAAGCCUGAGAUGAACAACAGAGAACUGCUAAUAAGAAGGAAAAAAUGCUAA
Elgaria multicarinata webbii is the source of this 2631-nucleotide messenger RNA. RefSeq names its product vomeronasal type-2 receptor 26-like. The record is from RefSeq and is a predicted model, not a curated record. Lineage: Eukaryota; Metazoa; Chordata; Lepidosauria; Squamata; Anguidae. Gene Ontology annotation, cellular component: plasma membrane. The coding region runs from base 1 to 2631 and encodes 876 amino acids. Gene Ontology annotation, molecular function: G protein-coupled receptor activity. The transcript has 6 exons. Gene Ontology annotation, biological process: G protein-coupled receptor signaling pathway.